AUGUCGGACGAAGAAGCUGAACAUGAAGAGGCUGAAGAAAUGGAAAAUGAAACGAAAUCAGAGGGUGAGGGUGAAGAAGAAGAAAAAUUGGAACAUGGAGAAGAAGAAGCACAAGAAGAAGCCCGUGACGAAGUUCCCCUAACAGACGAAAUCAUCGCUCAAUCCCUUUCAUUACUAGCCAAAACGGGGAAUGGGUUAGCACACGCGUAUACUCGGUUCGAAGCAACUAAUCGAAAUCUAACGGAUAUCACUCGUCUUGAACCAUUUGUUCAUUUACGUUUCAUCGAUCUAUCGAACAAUGGCCUUCGCACGGUUGCUUCGUUAAGUCGUUUGAAAUUUCUCUUAACAUUAAAAUUAGAUUCGAAUGAAUUAUCAAUGUUCGAUUUACCACCCUUUCCUUACUUACAAACACUUCGCUUAAGUGACAAUCGCAUCAAAUCUGUGAAAGGCAUUGAACAACCACGAUUAGAAAUACUUAAUCUGAAUCAGAAUCAAAUCGACAGUUGUGAAGGCUUGGAACAAAGUAAACUACCGAAUUUAAUGACGCUCGAAAUGCGUCAGAAUCGUCUGACAACAACCAAGGGAAUAGCAUUAUUGAACUUAAAAAAUCUAUUUCUGGCUGCGAAUGAAAUCACCAAACUGGAAGAUUUACAAGAUUUAAGUCGAUUGACAACACUGCAUUUACGUGACAAUAAAGUAGGAACAUUGGAUGGUUUUAGUGAAAACAUGAAGCAAUUGCAAUAUGUCAAUUUACGUGCGAAUGAAGUCACUGAUCCUGAAGAAUUGAAGAAAUUGGCUGUGUUGCCAAUGUUAAGAGCACUUGUUCUGUUAGAAACACCUCUAUCAGAAACGGAUUCCUAUCGAACGGAAGUUUUAGUUGCGCUCGAGAAACUUGAACGACUGGAUAAAGAUCAAUUCGAUGAAGAUGAGCGAGCCGAAGCAGAUGACGAACGAAAACGUCGUGCUGACGAAGCUCAAGAAGCACAGGAAGCAGCCACGGACGAUGGUUCGAAACAGGAGGAAGCUGCUGACAAAGAAUGA
Molecule: messenger RNA, 1041 nt
Organism: Adineta ricciae
Lineage: Eukaryota; Metazoa; Rotifera; Eurotatoria; Adinetida; Adinetidae
Source: the annotation of a GenBank genome assembly